AUGCGGAAGCAAGGAAACCGCUUCCAGCCCCCCAUUGCCGGAUGUCAGGUGACCCCUGACCCUCCGGAGUGGGUACACAACCGCCAGUCCUCCAUCGCUGGCUCUCAGGUGGCCCCUGACUGCCCGGAGCAGGAACACAGCGCCCUGCCCUCUGCCUCCGGGUCUCAGGUGGCCCCUGACCGUCUGGGCCGGAGACCCAGACCCAUGCUCUCCAUCUUCAGCUCUCUGGUGGCCCGUAACCGACGGAGAUGCAGCCCCAUGCCCUCUGCCUCCGGCUUUCAGGAGGCCCCUGACCAACAGGGCCAGAGCAGCAGCCCCAUGCCAUCUUCCUCCAGCUCUCAGGAGGCCCCUGACCCUCCUGACCGUAGCGGCAUCCCCCUGCCCGCCACCUUCAACUGUGAGGUGGCCCCUGAAACCAGCUCUCUGGUUAACCCUGACAGCUGGGCCUGGAGACGGAGACGCAGACCCCUGUCCUCCGUCUCUUACCCUCAGGAGGCCACAGAGCGCGUGGACCCUGACUGCCCCGACCAGAGUGGCAGCCUCCUGCCCUCUGGCUCUCAGGUGGUCCCUGACCGCCCGGGCCACAGCAGCAGUCCCCUUCCCACCAUCUCCAGUUGCGAGGUGGUACCUGAUGGGGAGCAGGGAGGCAGCUCCUUGUCCUCUGCCUCUGAUGCUCAGAUGGCCCUUGACUGUUCAAGGCAGAGACGCAGAACCCUGCAUCGUCUCUUCGGCUCUCUGGUGGCCCCUGAUCGCCAGGGCCGGACACCCAGAGCCCUGCCCUCCAACGACGGCUCUCAGGUGGCCCGUGACAUCCCGGAUUUGAGCGGCAGCCCCCUGCCUGUCACCUCUGGCUCUCAGGUGGCCCCUGACUGCCCAGUCCGCAGCAGCAGUCCCCUGCCCACUGCCUCCGGCUCUCAGGUGGCCCCUGACCACCAGGGCCGGAGACACAGAGCCCUCCCCUCCAGCUCCGGCUCUCAGGUGGCCCGUGACUGCCCAGACUGGAGCGGCAGCCCUCUGCCUUCCACCUCUAGGUAUGCAGCUCCCUGCCCUCUGCCUCUGGCUUUCUGGUGGCCCCGGACCGACGGAGAUGCAGACGGAGACCAGAGCGGCAGCCUCCUGCCCUCUGCGUCUUGCUUUCAGGUGGCCUCUGACUGCCCGGACCGUAGCGGAAGCCCCCUGCCGUCUUCCUCCAGCUCUCUGGUGGCCUCUGACCGCCCGGGCCAGAGAUGCAGCCCCCUUACCUCCGGCUGCCCAGGAACCCCCAGCUGGCCGGUGCAGCGGGUCACCCAUCCGCCUCCGGCUUUUGGCUCUUCUCCUCCGGCUGUUAAGGGACCCCCGACUGGCCAGAGCGGAGGGCCAUCCUGCCGCUCUCCAUCUCUGGCUUUCGGCCCUCCGCCUCCAGCUUUCGGCCCUCCGCCUCCAGCUUUCGGCCCUCCGCCUCCAGCUUUUGGUCCUCCGCCAACGGCUGUUCAGGGCCCCCCAACUUGCCGGAGCGGAGGACCACCCAUCCACCCUCCAGCUUUCGGCCCACCGCCUCCGGGUGUUCAGUGA
This is a messenger RNA of Sphaeramia orbicularis (orbiculate cardinalfish), 1551 nucleotides long. Its product is annotated as extensin-like. The transcript has 4 exons. NCBI's taxonomy places the organism in Eukaryota, Metazoa, Chordata, Actinopteri, Kurtiformes, Apogonidae. The record is from RefSeq and is a predicted model, not a curated record. The coding region runs from base 1 to 1551 and encodes 516 amino acids.